AUGACCUUGAGUCAAAGAAAAUCAAGGAACUCUGAAAAAUGCCUUGACCUCGACUUAGGAUUCAGGAAAAAUCAAGGUCUGGAUCCAGAUCCAGCUCGCUCUCUACUUAUUUUCAUUUUUAGUUUUAAAAAUUUUUUUAAAGGAAUGUUGCGUAUUUUAUCUUCUCCAUAUCCAAAUAUAUCUACUUGUUUUACUCGACGUUAUGCUUCUUCUGUUGCUUCAAAAAUCAAACAAAAAGAUCACCUUCCAACAAAAUCUACUGAAAAACAUGAAGAGCCUUCUAAAACAUCAAGUAAACGCCCUCCUGUGGUUAAAGAGAAAUAUAUUUCUGUAAAGGAAUUUGCGCUCUCUUAUAUGGAUUUCCUUCCUUCACAAGUUUGGACUCGCCGUGAUCCUUUGUUUCAAAAACUUGUUCAUGCGGACAUGUUGGAAAGAAGAUUGAGGAUUGAUAUUCCUGAGUUUUAUGUUGGUUCAAUUAUGGCUGUGACAAUGUCUGACCCAAACUUACAGCAACGCCAAAACAGAUUUGUGGGUAUUUGCAUUCGUCGAGAAAAGGAAGGUCUUCACCACAAUUUUACUUUGCGCAACGUGAUUGACGGAUUAGGUGUUGAAGUAAUGUUCGAAAUUUACAAUCCGACAAUUCUUAAAAUUGAGACGCUUUUGUUAGAGAAACGUUUGGAUGAGGACCUCACUUACCUUGUUGACGCAUUGCCAGAGUACAGCACUUUUAGCUUUAAUAUGGAAUCAACUAGUCAUCCUGUUGGAAAGCCUGUUCCUGUGAAUCCGUUGAAGGUAAAACUCAAACCACCACCUUGGUUAAGGCCCUGGUUCAUAUACGAAGUCAACGGUAUCGAAGAUUCCUUUACUGGCUCAACACCCUGGUUCAAAAGAAAAUUUCUUCAGCACGCAGAUUUGAUGUGUUUAAAGCGUUUUGAUAUAAUUAAACAUUACAGACAAUUUGCACAAGAAUUAGAAAGUGAUUUGGCUGUCCAAAAAAGAAUUUUAGAAUUUGAAGAAGGAAAAAGAAAAAUUGUUGGGGAAGAAGGAAAGGAAGUGAGAAGGAAGCCAAUAUUAAAAUCAAUGUCUGGAAAUUUGAAAGAAAUUUAUUUAAAUAUUGCUUCAAAAUAG
Molecule: messenger RNA, 1128 nt
Organism: Meloidogyne enterolobii
Lineage: Eukaryota; Metazoa; Nematoda; Chromadorea; Rhabditida; Meloidogynidae
Source: the annotation of a GenBank genome assembly